Messenger RNA from Bombyx mandarina (wild silkworm), 3038 nucleotides. It is a transcript of the gene Ns2, whose product is annotated as nucleostemin 2. Gene Ontology annotation, molecular function: GTP binding. Lineage: Eukaryota; Metazoa; Arthropoda; Insecta; Lepidoptera; Bombycidae. Gene Ontology annotation, cellular component: nucleolus. The record is from RefSeq and is a predicted model, not a curated record.
GUCCGUCCACACAUAACCUCUUGUACUAGAUUAAAGAUCAUUAAUUGUGUAAUAAAAGUGAAAAAGAAGUUUUUUUUUCCAUAAACGUGUAUUAAAUCGCAUACAAAUAUGGGAAAAGUUCGGUCGACUCCGGGUGCUCCCCGGAAACAAGGGUUUAAUAAGUCUGGGCAUUCAAUGAACCCUGAUCGACCCACAGAGGGUUUGAAAGGCGUAGGCAACCCUAGAUCAAAAGGAACAAUUAAGAGACUACAGAUGUACCGAAACUUUAAGGCAAAAAGGGAUAAAACCGGAAAAAUUCUAACGCCAGCACCCUUUCAAGGUUGGUUACCAUCAGGCACACAGGCACGCGUUGAACCAAACCAAAAAUGGUUUGGAAAUUCAAGAGUUAUAUCACAGAAUGCAUUGCAAAAAUUUCAAGAGGAGUUUGGAGCUGCUGUAAGAAAUCCAUAUCAAGUGAUCAUGAAACCAACGAAUUUGCCCAUAACAUUACUUAAUGAAAAAGCAAAAAAUGCAAGAGUUCACCUACUAGAUACUGAAGGUUUUGAUAGGACAUUUGGUCCUAAAAAGCAGAGAAAAAGAGUAAAUUUGAAAUUCAGCGAUCUAAAUGAUUUGCAUAAAGCGGUAGAAGAAAGCUCUGAGAAAUAUGAUGAAACUAAAGAUAUUGACAGAGUCCGUGAAGAUUCAGGUGUAAAAGAAGGACAAAGAGACUGGGUUUUUGGGGCUGGAAUGAGUAGGAGGAUAUGGAAUGAAUUAUACAAAGUAAUUGACUCAUCAGAUGUGUUAUUGCAAGUUCUUGAUGCAAGAGAUCCCAUUGGGACAAGAAGUCCUUAUGUUGAAAAAUUUUUGAGAGAAGAAAAACCCCAUAAACAUCUUAUAUUUAUCUUGAAUAAAGUUGAUUUGGUACCAAAUUGGGUGACACAGAGAUGGGUCGCAAUUCUCAGCGCUGAGUAUCCAACGAUAGCAUUUCAUGCUUCAUUAACACAUCCUUUUGGUAAAGGCUCACUUAUAAAUUUACUACGUCAAUUUGGAAAGUUGCACAUUGACAAGAAACAAAUAAGUGUAGGUUUUAUUGGUUAUCCAAAUGUAGGAAAAUCAUCUGUGAUUAAUACUUUAAGGUCUAAAAAAGUUUGUAAAGUAGCCCCAAUUGCUGGUGAAACAAAAGUUUGGCAGUAUAUCACCUUAAUGAAGAGAAUAUUCUUGAUUGAUUGUCCGGGUGUUGUUUAUCCAUCAGCUGAAACCGACACAGAGAAAGUAUUAAAAGGAGUAGUGAGGGUUGAGCUGGUACAAAAUCCUGAUGAUUAUAUUGAAGAAGUUAUUAAAAGAGUCAGAAAGGAGUACUUAGUGAAGACUUAUAAAGUAGAUGGAUGGGAAACAGCUACUGAAUUUUUGGAAAAACUUGCAGCAAGAACUGGAAAAUUGUUAAAAAAAGGUGAACCUGAUGUUAACCAAGUUGCAAGGAUGGUCCUUAAUGAUUGGCAGAGAGGUAAAUUGCCUUUCUAUGUAGCUCCAGAGGGAUUUGAAGUACCACUCUCUAAGCAAACACAAGAUGAAAAAACUGUUGAAGUUGCAAACGAAGAAGAAAAGAUAACAACUGAGACUAAAGCAGAAGAAAAUAAACCUGAAACUAAAACGGACGAUAGUGAUAAACCUAUUGUUCAUAUAAGUAAUUUGAUGAUUGCACAAGAUUUUGCUAAGAUAAGAGUUGGAUUAAAAUUUGACAACAAUGAAGACAUAAAACCUUUAGGUAAAAUAGUAAUAUCAGAAGACAUUAAAGUUAAAGAUGGUGAGAGUGUCCUAAAUUCAUCAGUAAUUGAAAGUGAUGAUGAAAUAGAAAAAAAUGAUGAUGAAGACGACUCUUCAGAUAUUAGUGAAUUCUAUAGUAAUGAUGAAAAAGAAACUUCUGAUGUGGAAGACCAUUUGACUAACGAUCCCGAAACAAUUAAAGAAAUGAAGAGAAAGAAAUUAGAAGCUGCCAGUGGAGCAUUUACUGUAGAAGAAGUAGCACAAAGUGGAAAGAAACACAAAAUUAACGAUCAGAGUAAUGAGUUUUCAAAUAAGAAAAUGACUGCAAAGAAACGUAGAGCCAUAGAAAGAGCUAACCGCCGCACUAAAACAGGAAGCAACUUCUAUGAAGUGUCUAAUAUGUCAUCAGGGAGUGAGAGCGACGAAGACUAUGUACCUGGAGAACCGGAAAAACUAUCUGAAGAGGAAUCUGCUGAUGAUGAAACUGAAAAACAAUACGAACAUGAAGUUGAAGGCAAAAUAAAAAAACGGAAAGCUACAGCUGAAAAAAUAAAUAAAGUAAAGAAGUCUAGAAAGAGCCAAAAUGAUACAAUAAUACAAGUUACAUCAGAAAAAGAUAAAACACCUGAACCAAUAGUUGACUCUGAACAAGAGAAAAAACGAGAAGAAGAUUUGUGGGCGAAGUUUCUUGAAGGAACCGAUUCAAAGCCUAAACCAGUUCUUAAAGAAAAAAGUGUUGAUUUAGUUACCAACCCAGAAAGGUCAAGCAAUAAUACGGUAAAUUAUAAGAAAACAAAUGAUGAUGAUGCCAAAGAAAAAGAAAGAAGGAUUUUUGAAUUUGCUGGUGAAAAAAUUGUAGUAGAAAAUAAUGUCAUAAAAGAGCGGUUGAAAGUUGACGAAACAUCUAUGGAAGCCAUUAAAUCCGAAGGUUCCCAAAAUCAAACAUCAGAUAUAACAGCUCAGUCAUCAAGUAGUGCAAAACCUGGUGGACUUUCUAAUGUUUUGGGUCAACUAAACAAGAAAAACAGAUUGUCUACUUUAGAAAAAUCUAAAUUAGAUUGGGUCACUUACAAGCACGAAGAAGGAAUUAACGAUGAAAUACAAAGUCACAACAAAGGCAAACAAGGAUUUUUAGAUCGUCGUGAUUUCCUAGAAAGAGCUGAUAUGAGGCAGUAUGAAAUCGAAAGAGAACUGAGGACAAGUCGCAGAAGCAAUCGUUAAAGUUUUCGUGCAACGUUUUCUGAAGCAAGUGAAUAAUAGGCAAGCGGACCUCAAUAACAUUAGAAAAUAAAAAA